AUGAAACCUGGUAGUCUUGAUGAUUCAAAACAAGGUUUCAUUAAACUGUUGCAUCAAGGUCAUAUAAAUGUACAAUAUCACAACUCAAACGUAUACGACUCUAUAAUACACUUUAUUAAUCCACAAUCUCUAAUAAAGAACCCAAAUGAAAUGAUAAAUUAUGAAGGAUCAAAUUCAGGAAAAAAAGAAUGUAUAUUAGUAUUUGAAAAUGGUAGUUUUAGAUUGGAGAGAUUAUCUAGUUAUUAUUUAUUGAAAAAGAAAAGUGGUAGUAGUGCACCACCACCUAGUAUAGACUCAUAUUCAAAUGAUAUCGGAUCACCCUCGACAACAACCACUACAACACUUUCGUCAACAAAGAAGAGAAUCGAAGGCGAAGACAUACUGCCUUCCACUGUCAACCUAAAGAAAUCAAAACUGAAUGAAUAUGAUUUGAAUCCAUCUGCAUCAACAUCUACAUCGACUAUAACAAACAAGAAAUCAAGUAGUAGUAGUAGCAGUAGUAGUAGUAGCGGAAGAUCAUCUACAUCUUCAACUUCUAACAAGAGAUCAUCAUCAGCAUCUACUUCAAAGAAUAAUAAUAAUACUAAUUAUAAUAAUUACAAUAGUAAUAAUAAUUUACCAUCUAAUAGUAGUAGUAGAGGAUCAUCUUAUGGUAGACAUUCAACAUCAGCUGUGCCACCUUUGAAUGAGAGUAUGGAUGAAGAUCUGGCAGAUCUCGCUAAGGAAUUGGAAACACAAACCAACGACAACGAUGUAUCGAUGGACGACGACAACGAUAUCGUAUUCGAGGAGUAUGUAGGUGGCGAUUCGAUCAGUCUGACCGAUUCUACCAAUGAGAUGAACGAUCUAAUGUUGAAAGACAUGAAUAGUAUAUUAGAUGAAAUGCCAGUAUCACCACCACAUUCAUCUAUAUCAUCUAUACUACCUAGGAACAGUAAUAAUAAUAAUAAUAAUCAUCAUAAAUCAUCUUUUGUUAAUCCACCCACUAUUGUCCAUCCACCUAUGGUCACUAAUGUUAAUCCGCCAGGAUCAUUUGCAAAACCACAAUCAACAUCAUCAUCUUCUUCACAUCACCACCAUCAUCAUCACAAUCAUCUCUCACAGAAACAACCGCCACAGUCAAUGUCUGGCAACCAACAAUCACAACCAAAGAGUCCAAGUGCCUCUAGUGACACCAGUGACAGUGACAGUGAAAGUGAUUCCAGUAGCUACUCAUCGAGUGAGAGUGAGAGCAGCGGUAGUGAAUCAUAA
Messenger RNA from Heterostelium album PN500, 1251 nucleotides. RefSeq lists its product as uncharacterized. Bases 1 to 1251 code for a protein of 416 amino acids. Lineage: Eukaryota; Evosea; Eumycetozoa; Acytosteliales; Acytosteliaceae. The transcript is spliced from 3 exons. The record is from RefSeq and is a predicted model, not a curated record.